AUUUAGUUCACAUCUCAGUUUAAAUUUUAAAAUUUGCGGUUAUUGAUUCGCAUUUCAGCUUUCUUUCUGCUUUACUGCAGUGCAUUCGUUGAAGCUGUAGCAUUUGUCUUUACGUUGUAAACGAAGCAGUUCAGUGUAAUGGAAGAGGGUAAUUUAAACGUGGAACAGCAGUCGAGAUUGCCAAAUGAAGCUGAAAUCGAGAGCUCGGUUGGAGGACAAGAAAUGAACCCCAGCCCAGAAUCAAACGAACCAACAUCCACAGUAGAAGACACAGAUGAAAACGUUGUUUCUUCAACCUCAAAAGAAGACCAAACCGACGGGGAAAAAUUGGAAACGGACGAGCAUUCGUUGGAAGAAAAAUCCGCUUCGCCUAGCCCAGGUCUGAACGCCCAAGUUUAUGUCGUCUCAAAACAAAUUAUUUAUUUAUUACUAUAAAUGCUGAAUUUUCCAUACAGGUGUCUAAAUGUUUUGGGGAUAAAUGAGGCGCAGAAAGAAAUAUAUUUUGACAGCCAAAUAUUGAAAAUUUUAUCACUGUCAUAUCAGGUUUCCCUGCGGUGUCGAUAUGUCCAAAUUUUAUGCUUCAUUGUACAAAAAUCUGUACAUUUUUGAGCGCGUUGUUUUCAAAAUUAGGAACAGCUUAAAGUUUAUUUAUAUAUUUAUAAAGCUAUUAUAACAGUGGACCCUUUAAAUCAGUUUUCUUAUAAAAAAAUAUUAGUCGUUAAUACAGUAUUAAAAGUUCUGUUUGUUUAUAAAUGGGUUAUGCAAUUUUGGACAAGAAUUUACUUGGUAAAUUCUGUCAAACUAUCUGAAGAUAUAUGUUUAAUGUUUUGCAAUGUGGCAUGCAUAUUCAUGUUGGAAAUAAAUUAUUAUAUACAAAGUGUCAAAGUUCAUGUUUUCAUGCACGAAAGUGUAUCAUGUGAAAGCCAUGAAAAUUUGGCUGUCUCUGCUCUGAGCGGUGGACAUUACUUUUAUUUACUGGACACUAGUGAAUAUAAAUAAAACUGUCAAGUAAUAAAACUGCUUUGUAAAGCUUGAAAGUUUCCCAUUUCUGUUUGGUUUUUUGUUGUCUUUGACACUUGUGUAGAACAUACUGUUUCCGAAAGUCUCAAUCAAUAUGUGUCCCCAAAAAUGUUGCAUAAUGCAGAACAGGCUACGGCUUGUGUUUGACGAAACAAGAACACUGGAUUGGUAUUCUAUCAUCACUGUAAACACCACAUACUUAUGCAUACACUUAUUUUAGGCACGCUAACCAGCCGUCUUGCAGUGUGGAUGAUAAAUCAUGAAAUUGAUCAACGAGGUAACACUGUCUGCAGCAAUACUGGGUGCUUUAAAAUACCACUCAGCUUGUACAUUAGACUUUUGCAAGUCAUGUCACAACACAAAUUUUUAACUCUGCCAUUUUGGGUGGCAAAUUAAAAAUAGUUAAUUAAAAGCCAACAUGACAUCAAAGCAAGACAACAUGGCACUGACUGAGGCUGUUUCUUUUGUUUGAGAACUUUGAAAAGUUCUAAGGGGCGGACCAUUAGAAAAGUGAUGGGGGGGGGGGGACUUUUUCAACUUGUACAAUUUUUUUUUUAAUUUUUUGCUUGUGUCGAUAACUUUUUUAAAUAUAAUCCCUUGCACAAAUUUUUUUUUAUUUGAACUAAUAAUUUUCCUUAUUGAAAAGUCUCUGCACGAAUUUUUUUUUCAAACUUUUUUGGUGCACAAAUAUUUUUUCUUUCCGUUUCCCUGCUCGAUUUUUAUUUUUGCUUUUUCCCCACCCAUCACUUUUCUAAUGGUCUGCCCCUAAUGGUCCACAGCUGUCUGUGUAGUAGUUGGUUGAAUGAAUAUUUUGCCACCCAAAAUGGACGAUUAUUUUUGAUGAUACGUCAUACUGCAAGACCAGAACAUCAUGGUUUUAUCAAAUGUGAAAUAUCAGUGAUCUGAAAAAUUACUUAUUCUCAAUUUCUGUUCAGUGAUUGACUUGAUCUACUGGCGAGACAUCAAGAAGACUGCAGUGGUGUUUGGAACAAUAUUAUUAAUAUUAUUAUUCCUGGCAUAUCACACAGUACUCAGUGUUGUCUCAUUCUUCGCACUGUCGCUACUCACCGUGUCAUUGCUGUAUCGCAUUGGAAUGACAGUGAUUGGGGCAGUACAAAAGACUGGCACAGGAAGCCCAUACAAGUAUGUGGAUUUGGGAUAUAGUUACGAAUUUCUCUAGCAUUCCGUACUUGCAGUCAGAAUUCCCAAGGUUACAAACAGUGGUUCUAUUAUGAUCCCCUUAUGAAAAAUUCCUAUAGGAAUUUCGGACUAUUCCUGGAAUAGGAAUUCCUAUACAUAAGAUUUCUUAUAGGAAAUUCUAUUCCUAUAGAAAUUCCAAUAGGAAUCCAAACUUCCUAUAGGAAUUGGAAUUCUUAUAGGAAAUUUGGAUUCCCAUAGGAAUUUUUUGUAAGACGACCCACUAAAUACCACAGGUUUCUUCUUGAUACUCCUCGUGUAGUAACACUAACCCAAUAAAACCCUUGUCAGACCUCUAGGAGGAACAGUUUCAAACAUUUUAGGCAAUCUUGUUGGGUAUCAUUCCCAAAAGGAACUAUUUAUUCUGCUUUUAUAAAUUAAUAUAGGGCUCUUCUUGAAAAGAAUAUUUCAAUUUCACCUGAGAAGGCAAGAGAAAUUGGAGAGUGUAUCGGAUGCAAAGUGAACUGUACUAUCGCUAAACUCACAAAACUUUUCCUUGUGGAGGAUUUUGUGGCUUCGUUAAAGGUAAAGAUGUCUGUUGUUGGCAAAAUUGAGACAUCAUACAGAUGUAACAAUUAACUUGUAUUCCUUUUCUCCCAGUUUGGUAUGUUUCUUUGGUUCUUGUCAUGUAUUGGGAAGUGGUUCAGUGCCAUCACUUUGUUGAUCAUUGGUAAGGGUAUAUUCAUUUGGUAUUAUAAUUAUGAAACAUACUACUGUAUACCUACAUUAUACCAUUGUUUUAAUGAAGUUUGAAGAAUAUUUCUUUAUUUAAACUUUCUUUAUAUUUUAGGUACUCUCUUGGUUUUCUCUGUACCACGACUGUAUGAAGAUCACCAGGUAUUUGUAUUUUCAAUACACCCUUCCAGAAGUUUAUACAUUGCUUUCAUUGGCUAUAGAGCCUCGUUUUCCUGUAUGUGACAUUAGAUAGACCCAAGCAUCCACAAACGAGGAUCUAUAGCUAAAGUGACAUACUUUCCAGAAGGGUGUAUUGUGUAAACCGCACUUACAACUAAUAUUACUUACAGUUACAGAAUUUUAAAUGCCAUGAUAUUUUCUAUAUUAACUGGAUUUUUUAUUUUCACAGAAACAAGUUGACCAAUUUCUAUGCAAAGUUUGCAAGAAGACAGAUGAGAUUGUCAAAACGUGAGUCUUUGUCUAUUUUAAUCACUUUUAAAAAAUCUCAUUUCCAAAAUUUUUCACUUGGAUCCAUUUUUGCAGAGAAGAUUGAGUUUGGGGGCAGAUUGGAGGGUCCUGGGGUGAAGGCCCUGGAAGUGUGACGAUUUUAGGCUUUACGUGCCUUUAGAGGACAUCUCAAAAUUGCUUUGAGUUUUUGUUGUGAUUUGAAUAUUGCAGGUGGUAUAUGUUCGUUCUUUUCCCACUCUGUUGGGUUUCCAACAGGAAAAAUUAUUUCCAUGUCGCAAAUUUCAACUCGAACAAGGUCAUUUUUACUCCACUUAAAUUUUUAAUGAGAUGAUUGAGUGUCAAGCUGAAUUCAAGCUUUUGUGGCCUGAAAGCCCUGAUGUUGUUGUCUUGUGUACACUUACUAACUUCUUCAUUCUAUCCAGGGUCAAGUCGAAGAUUGAAAGCCGCUUCAAGAAAGAGAAAAGUGCAUAAUGUUGUGUUGCAAUAUACGAUCAUAGAUGUACAUGUUAACUUAUAACAUAUAAAAAUUUUGAGUUUUAAAGAUAAUUUAUUAUAUAAUAUUAGGCUAUUAUAAUUAUGUUAUGCCUUUGGUUAUACUGAUUUACGUGGGUUUGUGGUGAAAGAUUAUAAUGGCAGUGAUUCCAGCUGGAGCAUUCUUAACUCAAACUACAGUAUAAACCAAGAACACCAAGCUUUACUGUAUUUCCAAGAAGCGUCACGAACACCGCUGUUGGUUGGUUUACCCAAAUGGUCAGGGCUUGAAAUUGUCAAUCUGGUAUCCACCCAGAAAAUCUAGUAUCCCUACAUUUGGAUAAUAGAUAUUCUUAGUAUCAAAACAUUGAAGUAUAGUUCAAAAUUCAAUAUUGGUUGCCCUUCUUUGAGAGAGAACUCUGAGACAUUUGUUUACCAUCCCAAAUGGAUUCUGAGCUUUUGAUGUUUAGUACUAUCCAAAUUAAGAUCUGGCAUAGGAUAUUGGGAUACAGUUCAUAUUACAAAUUUCAAGCCCUGGGUGGUCAACGAACAGAAAGUAGUUGAAUUUUCUCCUAUAAAUGUCAACAUUUUGAAGUUCACCACGAUGUACUGCACCUAACACUUACUGAAACACUUAUAUAAAAUCUAAUAUAUGAACUAAAUGAAAUGUACUCUUCCACGUUCAUAUUUCCUUCUUGGAUAACACUUGUGAUGGGUCUAUUAAUUUGUACAUUUUAUUUUAAAGUAUUCGAUUUCAUUUGUGCGUUCUCUGCUAUUUACAAGAAUUACAAAUACUAUUAAAAAUAAU
This is a messenger RNA of Paramuricea clavata, 4639 nucleotides long. NCBI's taxonomy places the organism in Eukaryota, Metazoa, Cnidaria, Anthozoa, Malacalcyonacea, Plexauridae. The record is from the annotation of a GenBank genome assembly.